Messenger RNA from Arabis nemorensis, 852 nucleotides. The record is from the annotation of a GenBank genome assembly. Lineage: Eukaryota; Viridiplantae; Streptophyta; Magnoliopsida; Brassicales; Brassicaceae.
AUGGAGCCACCGCAACAUCAUCAUCAUCAUCAAGCCGACCAAGAAAGCGGCAACAACAACAACAAGUCCGGCUCUGGUGGUUACACUUGUCGUCAAACCAGCACAAGAUGGACUCCGACCACGGAGCAAAUCAGAAUCCUCAAAGAUCUUUACUACAACAACGGAGUCCGGUCACCAACAGCUGAUCAGAUCCAGAAGAUCUCUGCAAGACUUAGACAGUACGGUAAGAUCGAGGGAAAAAACGUCUUUUACUGGUUUCAGAACCAUAAGGCUCGUGAGCGUCAGAAGAAGAGAUUCAAUGGCACAACCAUGGCCACUACACCAACGUCUUCAUCGCCCAACUCAAGACCGGCUUCUGUCAACGUUAAGCUUGACCAAGAACAUCAUCUGCUUCACCAUAACAAAUCAUAUCCCAGCUUCAAUAACGGGAAUUUAAAUCAUGCAAAUUCAGGUUCUGAAUGUGGUGCUGUUAAUGCUUCUAAUGGCUACAUGAGUAGCCAUGUCUAUGGAUCUAUGGAACAAGAUUGUUCAAUGAGCUACAACAACAUAGGUGGAGGAGGAUGGUCAAACAUGGAUCACAAUCAUCAUUACUCAGCUCCAGCUUACAACUUCUUCGAUAGACCAAAGCCUCUGUUUGGUCUAGAAGGUCAUCAAGAAGAUGACCAAUAUGGUGGUGAUGCUUAUCUGGAACAUAGACGUACACUUCCUCUCUUCCCUAUGCACGGUGAAGAUCACAUCAAUGGUGGUGGUGGUGCCAUCUGGAAGUAUGGACAAUCCGACGGUCGUGAUCAUGGUCAUUUUGCUUCCCUUGAGCUACGUUUAAACUCGUACGCGGGCGUUGCACCGGAUUAA